AUCCUCGCAUAACUGGUAGGGAGAUAGUUUUAGCUGAGAAUGCUAAAAUGCAAAUAAGAAUUUACGAAUUACAACAACAGAUUCGUGCUUUAAAUGCUGACAGAGAUGAAUUGGUUCAAGAAAAUACACGUUUAAGAAAUAGAAAUCAAGAAUUUGAAACAGAUAAUAAUCAGAUUCGUGCAACAAAUAAAAAUUUGACGCGAUUAAAUGACACGUUAAAAAUUGUUUUGAGAGAUGCUGAAGACGAAAGAGACCAUUAUAGAGCUGCUAAUAUCAAAGAAUUUGAAGAUUUUAUUUCGAAUUAUAUUUUUGGCUUAUUUAAUAAUAUUGGAACAUUGUUGCGAUUCGAUAAUCAAUACAUGAGAAAUAUUUUUUUAUACCCGAUUUUCAUAAUCCCAUAUAUAAAUCUCACGACGAUGAAGAGAAUUCAUGUUAUUGAAUUUGAUAAAGAUUUUAUUAUAUAUGUUAUUUAA
This is a messenger RNA of Racocetra persica, 473 nucleotides long. The record is from the annotation of a GenBank genome assembly. NCBI's taxonomy places the organism in Eukaryota, Fungi, Glomeromycota, Glomeromycetes, Diversisporales, Gigasporaceae.